Anopheles cruzii is the source of this 1842-nucleotide messenger RNA. Its product is annotated as protein tumorous imaginal discs, mitochondrial-like. The transcript is spliced from 5 exons. Bases 63 to 1784 code for a protein of 573 amino acids. Gene Ontology annotation, molecular function: ATP binding; heat shock protein binding. Lineage: Eukaryota; Metazoa; Arthropoda; Insecta; Diptera; Culicidae. Gene Ontology annotation, cellular component: mitochondrion. Gene Ontology annotation, biological process: mitochondrion organization; protein folding; response to heat. The record is from RefSeq and is a predicted model, not a curated record.
CUGUCAGUGCCUCGUGCGCAUUGUGUGUGCCGACCGUGCUCGUGUGUGAAAAUCGGACCAAAAUGGGUUCGCGAGGUAUUUUGCAGGUUUUCUCACCGAAAGGCUUCGGCCUUCUGGCUUCCGCCGGCCGGUUGCCGGGCCGGACGGCGUGCGGUGUCUGUAAAGGUAGCACUACCCACCCGCAACAGCACCAGCCCAUCAGCCGACAUCUCUUCACACCGGCCGCCAUCCAGCGACCGCCGCUAGGACGUUCCAGUUGUACCACACUGCGAAACACUAGGACGUUUUACACUUCAAACAUUCUCCACAAAAAGGACUAUUACGGUACGCUCGGUGUGACAAAGAACGCGUCGCCGAAGGAGAUCAAAAAGUCGUACUAUCAGCUGGCCAAAAAGUACCACCCGGACACGAACAAAGACGAUCCGGAUGCGGGCCGCAAGUUUCAGGAAGUUUCCGAAGCUUACGAGGUGCUGAGCGAUGACACGAAGCGGCGCGAGUACGACACUUUCGGACAAACGUCCGAACAGAUGAAUCGCAGAGGCGGCGGUCGCCCGGGGGCCGGCGCUGGGCCGCAAGGAUUCUCGCAGAACUGGCAGUUCCGUUCGACCAUCGAUCCGGAGGAGUUGUUCCGGAAGAUUUUCGGUGACGGUGGUUUCCAGUCAGGUUUUGACGAUUUUAGCGAUUCCAAGUUCGGGUUCGGCGGAGCCCAGGAGAUCACGAUGAACCUAACGUUCGCACAGGCCGCCCGGGGUGUGAACAAGGACAUCGACGUGAAUGUGGUGGACACGUGUAUGAAGUGCAGCGGAUCGCGCUGCGAACCCGGUACCAAGCCGGGCAAGUGUCAGUACUGUAACGGCACGGGUAUGGAAACGAUCUCGACCGGACCGUUUGUGAUGCGAUCGACGUGCCGCUACUGUCAGGGGACCCGGAUGUACAUCAAGUACCCGUGCCUGGAGUGUGGCGGCAAGGGACAGACGGUGCAACGAAAACGGGUUACCGUGCCGGUGCCGGCCGGUAUUGAGGACGAGCAGAUGGUGCGCAUGAACGUGGGUAGUAAGGAGAUUUUCAUCAAAUUCCGGGUAGAGAAAAGCCGCUACUUCCGACGGGACGGAGCCGAUGUACACACGGACGCGAGCAUCUCUCUGUCGCAAGCGAUCCUGGGCGGAACGAUUCGCAUCCAGGGUGUGUACGAGGAUCAAACGAUCCAGAUCGCACCGGGAACGUCCUCGCACGCGCUUAUCAAUCUCUCCGGAAAGGGGCUGCGUCGGGUGAACAGCUACGGUAGUGGCAAUCAUUAUAUACACUUGAAGAUUCAAGUACCGACCAAGCUGACCCCAAAACAGAAAGCGCUCAUACAGGCAUACGCGGAACUGGAAGAAGACACACCGGGACAGAUAAUGGGAGUUACGUUUAAGACCGAUGGUAAGUCGUCCACGUCCAAUUUCUCCUCCUCCUCCUCUUCCACCUCCGCAUCGUCGUCGUCAUCGUCGUCUUCUUGGUCUUCAUCGAACGUGUCCGAGAAGUACACGCAGGGCGCACGGGACGAAUCUUACGACGAGUAUGCGACGCACGAUAAAACCGAAACGGCGAGCUACCGGAAGGAGCAGCUAGGGUCAAGAUUCUACUUUUCGCUCGGUGUCCUGGUCGUCCUGGGGUGGUUCAGUUACUACAUGUACCAACAGAACCUGGCGAAGUUUGAGCGCGAACAAGAGGAGGCUCGCGAGCGCCAAAGACAGGACCGGUUGUACGAAAAACUCAAGAGUCCGUUCGACGGAACGGUGUAGAGCAGGAAUCGAAACAACAAACAUCGAUUGUUAAGUGGAGUUGAGUGAAAAGGACAAU